AUGGACCAGCGGAAAGAAACGGUCUCGAUCCCUAUGACCCCUUUUCAGCAUCAUGAGGAACCCAGCGUGCCAGCUUAUGCACCAUCCUAUCAACCCCAGUCACACGCUCCAGAACCUUACAACCCAGUCAAAUAUUCCCCUGACCCAUAUCUGUCGGGACCUUCCGCUCCAUCGGCCCCGUACACUCCACUGGACCCCUAUGCUCCAUCAGGUGACUGUUGUGGAGAUUGUCCGUCUCCCCCACCCUAUUCCUGCCAAGAUGUCCCUUGUGACCGAGUAGGACCAGUCUGCAUGAGCAACAACCCUCCCGUCGUGGUUGCCGGCAUCUUCUGCAGUAAACCAGCAUCAACCAUCUGCCCUUGCUGUCGCCAGAUCAUCACUACAGAUAUUGUCUUCCGCGUAGGACCGCUGACGUAUGCGGCAUGCACCGCCAUCUGCGUGAUGGGGGGCUGCCUGGGGUGUUUUCUUAUUCCCUUCAUGACCAAGUGCUGCAAGGAUGUCGAUCAUUACUGCCCGUGCUGCCGGUACCACAUCUACCGCUACAAGAGGAUAUAG
Pogona vitticeps (central bearded dragon) is the source of this 555-nucleotide messenger RNA. The record is from RefSeq and is a predicted model, not a curated record. Lineage: Eukaryota; Metazoa; Chordata; Lepidosauria; Squamata; Agamidae.